Cavia porcellus (domestic guinea pig) is the source of this 7331-nucleotide messenger RNA. RefSeq lists its product as uncharacterized. The coding region runs from base 1077 to 1802 and encodes 241 amino acids. The transcript is spliced from 5 exons. NCBI's taxonomy places the organism in Eukaryota, Metazoa, Chordata, Mammalia, Rodentia, Caviidae. The record is from RefSeq and is a predicted model, not a curated record.
GCUGAGUGCGCGCAGGACGGCCACGCCCACCGUCACGUGUGCAGCGCGCGCCUCCAGGCUAACCGAGGAGCCUGCGAGCCUGCACACCUGCAGACAGACACGCCCCGCGAGCACAGCCCGGAAAAGCCCGCGCAGACGAGUGGGCCUCCUACAGGCAGAGGGUUACACGAAGCCCGAACCCACGCACAACUGCUGACACGGUCACACACGUCUACACGUGCUGCAGUCAUCGCACCGGUAAACGUGCGCUGGGCCGGAACCAUGACUUCCGUGUGAUGCCAAACAGGGCGCUUGGUGCGUGGCCCAGCAGGAACGGUUCGAGGUCAACUCCGACUGUGUCCUCCAGUCAGAAGCGCUGUGCCAGCAGCGAUAAGCUGCUGCCAUCUGUCCACUUUGCUUUUGUAUGGAGAUUGAACCCAGUGCUUUCAUACCGAGAGCUGCAUCACCUGCCCUUUUUUAUUAAGGGCCUCACGAAAUCGCCCAGGCUAGUCUUCAACUUUGUACCCUCCUGCCUCAGCCUCCUUAAACGCUGGGAUUACAAGCCUGUGCCACCAUACCCGGCUUGAUACCUGCUUUUGCAGUGUCAUCAGUGUGGAGCGCCAACUCAGCUGCUGUCCGAUGAAAGUUACUCUUUUAAAAUUUCCACCUUCAGGUUCACCUGUUAUUCAAGGGAUAAUGCUUUAGGGGUGGGAAACGCCUCCCUGCGUAUAUUAUUCUGGCGGGGGCAGGAGCAGAAGCACCAAGGUCUCUGCGGGCCAUGGGAGGAGCACGUCCCGGAGGAUGCCGCGGUGGCCUUGCCCACUGAUAAGGAGGCCACCGAGAGGAAGCACCUCAGAUUCAGCGCUGCCUCUCCCACCUCUGGGUGCCCCUGACUUCCGCCCAGAACACAUGCACUUCAGCCUUCCAGGAUCUGGGGGAGCGGGGAACGGCAUUUGAGCAGGCUGCUCCCUUAGUGCCUACCCCAGGAAGGACACCCGGCCUGCAUAUGGUGACACUGGGGUUCAAAAGCAGAGCGUGGACUUUGACUCCCGUCUUACUCAGUAAUCAGUGUGACCACAAGCACACUGAUUACAUUAAUGCUGAGUCAGCUUUCUACAAGUGGAAAUGGAGGUGUCCUCUCUGGGUUCUCCAGCAGCAGAGCCCUGGCAGAUGAGCCUGCGUGCACUGUCGCUGUGCUGGGAAGCAGAGGCGAAGGAUGCAGAAAGGUGGUGAGCCUGGGCAGGGCUGUCUUGGUGCCAGUGCUGGGGCUGCAGCCCCGGAAGUGCCAUAUCCCCUGUGCCAGUGAGGUCGCGUGGAAGGACCAUGUCUCCCACAGGCUGUGGCCCAUCGUGAAGCUGUUGGAGCUGAACCCUGACCACCAGACGACAUCACAUGGCCGUAUUCACAUCUGGGAGAAAUUCAACUACAAAACCAUGAUGAAGUUGGAGCAAUGCCAGAAAUGUCACCUCUGCCCUGUAUCCUGGCUUUCUGGAUACAAAGCCAUAGGAGCGACAGUGUGGAUGACCCAGAGUUCCAACAACAUAUGGAUUCCAGCAAGUGAAAUCCCGAGGCAUUCGAAGAAGUCUCACAGGCGAGGAGAAGGUGACCCACAGGCUCGAGGGAACGGCGCCUGUAUCCGGGCAAAGUUGAGAUCCCUCCAAGGCUUUGGGCCGUGCAGUCCUCUGCCCCAGUGCACUGCUGUGGUGGCUCCCCGGGCAUCACUGUGCUGGGUGGGGGCGGCUCAGCGGUGGCCCUGUACUCCGGUGACCUGCGAGGCUUCAUCUUAUGUGACCACUGGACUGGCCCACAGCCCGACGAGAUAGUGCAUCAGAAGUCACCAAGCGUUUGCGGGAAGGAGGACCCAGGUGGGCACAGUGCAGCACUCAGGGGAAGCCUGAGCCGUGGGGGAUCCACCACACGCUGCUGCCUGCACACCAGAUGGCUCCCUUCUGCCAUUGGCUGAGCAGACUGCAGCUCCGAGGCCCUCACUUGGCCUCAGGGCUUCCAGGAGGACCUGGACCUGGACAGGACUGCACAGCACUAGGCCGGGCUCUGUACCAAGCCAAACGCAGCUGAGUCCUGGAGACGCAGCAGCAAGCCCGGGCCACUGUCUCAGCCUGGGCUCCAGUGGCCGAUGCCUGGGCUGAGAGCGCCAGGCUCCAGGGCUGAGCGCUUUCCAUUGCUGGCUGAGGGGAAGCCUUGGCUGGGGCCUGCAGAGAAGCAAAGGACCUGGCCAGGCCGAGCUUCCCUCCAGGGCCACGCCUCCCUCUGUGGCUACACCCACAUGACAUAGCUUCCUCCCACUAAGCCCCACCACCUCCCAAUAGCACCACAGCCUGGGAACCAAGCCUUGGACACCUGGGCCUUUUAAGAGCCAAGCCUGGAAGGGACCUUCUUUAGUCACGAUUUCUUCAUAGAAUUUUCAUCCUCUGCUGAAGUGGAACAUUGGUGGACUUUCUCUCCCUCUCCCUUGUGAAACUGUCUAUGCAGAGGACCCUAAUACACAGCCCUAUAAACUGUGAGAAUAGAGAAGGCACUAUCCAUGGCUUCGCUUGGAAGCAUGAUUUUAAAAUUUCUAAGAAGUUGAAAGCUAUGAUAAUAACCAUGAAAUAGACAUUCAUAGAGGGACUGUGUCUAAAUGUUCUAAGGUAAAUCCAGAAGCAGGCUGUGUGUUAAAUACAACUCAAGUGAUUUGUGACCCACUGACCACCCGAGAAGUGUGACCAGCAAAGACUGCUGCUACCAAAAUGAGCAGAAUAACCAUGCACUGCAUUUUCCCUCAAUAAGACCUAACUGGAAAAUAAGCCCUAGCAUGAUUUUGUGGGAUGCUUGUAAGAUAAACCAUAACCCAGAAAUCAUUAUGCCCUGGUUAAUAUUGUCAGGCAGACAGAGGCACUUAGUACAUCCGUUACAACACACACCAGAUGUGCUGAAUUAUGAAAUAAUGUUACUAUAGUUAAAUAUAUGUAAAUGUUGGCAUUAAUACUAAAAUAAUAAUAUAAAUUGUAAUUAAGUAUUUGUAAUUAACAAAGUGGGCACCCUGGGACCUGGGGGAAAUGCCUUGCAAACAGAUGAACUUGAAGCUUGCUGCUGCCUGACCUAUCAGAUGAGGACAACACAACGCAGGAAUGACGUGCACACUGCGUAACAAGUGGGUGUGGCUUUGUCUAAUACACAGCUUCAUAAUUACACCAUUGUGUGACAGUGCAGCAGGAGCAGGCUACCCCCAAAAGAUGCGCUCAUCAAAGGACCGCUGAGACCCAGGCUGACGGUUCUACAGGAAGUAGGGUUGCAAGAAAUUCAGGCCAGAAUUUGGGAUUUGAAAAAAUUAUGCUGAUGUUCCAGAAGAUGACAUGACUGAACCUUAAUAAAAGGGAUUUUUUUCACAUGAAUAAAUGUAAUUUUUUGGCAAUGGGGAAUUUAACCCAGGGCCUCACAUAUGCUAGACAAAUGUGCUACUGCCAAAAUGCAACCUUAGUUCUGUAUAAAUUCUUCCUUGUUUGAGACAAGAUCUCAAUAAGUUAUUCAGUCUGCCUCAAAUUUGAGAUCCUCCUGCCUCAGCCUCUCAAGUAGCUGGGAUUACAGGCACGUGCUACCAUUCCCAGUUGCAGAUGGCUUUUAGACGUGAAAAAACCUCAUAAUAUACAAACCAAAUGUUCUAGGCUGACACCAGAAGCCAACAGAUACUUUCUGACAUAUACAACUCCCUUUGAGUAUGAGUGGGACCUGUGGACUACAUGGGAUAACUACUGCCUUAACUAUGUCACAUGAUAGGUAAAAUUCUAGGCUUGUCACACCCUUGAUCUCAUCAUGUUAUUCAGGACUUUGUUUUAUCAGAGCUGACUGAGAUUCUUGUGCUAACUCUGAAAGAAAUAAGCUUAUGUUGUUGGACUGCAGCCAGGGAAAGCCAACCUGCUCUAGCUGAGAGAGGUCCCAGAAGGCCAGCAAGAAAAACUGUGCCCCAUUCCUCCAACUGCAGGGAACUCAAUACUGCCACCAGACUGAGGGAUGUGACAUGGGCCCAUCCUUCCCGGAGAAGGCCUUAAGAGAAACCAGCUGGGCAGAACCCACCAUGUGGCCAGAUAGACCCCAGGAGAGGACACAGCUGACCCAGGCCUGAACUUGCCAUCCCUAAAGACUGAACACUUACAUAACAAAAUAAUAGGAGAAUAUCAAUAGUCAAUACAUUGAGUAUUGCUAUCUUUAAAGUAGUCAGCAUAUGAGAUAUGGGCACCUGUGUUGUUCAAGCUAAUAUCCUUGUGACAAUCUAUCACACAACAACAGAAAGCUCGAAAAAUGCUAAGCUUCACUCACAGAGAGGUGUGAACUGGAGCUCUUGGGAAAUGCAAAUUCCUUUGUCUGAUUGGCAAAGAAAAUACGGCAAACAUGCUGUGUGAGCAGGAGUAUGAGACACACACCUGCUCAUAACUUACUAGUGACAGAUGAGGUAGUAUAGUUUCUAUGGAGGACCACUUUCAAAAUACCUAGCAAGAUUGAAAAACAUCUACCUCUAAUUGAACAUACAGACCUGCCUUAGUUACUUUUUUCUCAUUGCUGAGACAAAGUAUCUGACUCCCAAAGUUAAGGAGGGAAAGCUUUGUGGAAGUUUCAUUCUACAAUCAGCUGGCUCCAUAGCAGGGUGGCGUGGCAGAGGGGCAGCAACUCAUGGUGGCAGAAGACAGCAAAAGCAAGAACACAAAAGGUGGGGGGGAGCAAGGCUCUUUUCCUCCCUUACAUUUCAAGCAGGCUACCCGCCCUAGGGUAGGUGCAGCACUCAUACCAAUUCCAGUACUCUCCUUUUGCACAGGCUGGGGAUGUCUAACGUGAGGGCCCUGGCCCCCUGCUGAGUCACUUGGUUAAACUUCUAACCUUGAUUUAAGCUGAAACAAUUAAUUAAGCAUUACAACAUCCUACAGGGUAAACACCUGCCCUGAGCAUCCUUUACACCCCAGGAUGUAGGACUGCUGAGUUACUUAAUUAUGCUACUAAACUUCUCAAAUUGACACAAUGUAUCGACCAUUACAAAAUCCAUUUACAAAGGGAAAGGUACAAUAUUAGUUACAGCAGUGUUGUUUGUAACAACAAAAAUGAGACUCACCUAUGUAUUUAUCAGUAAAUAGUGCCCAAUAAAUUUUAGUAUAUCCAUAAAAAUACUUUGGAGCACUAAAGGAGGAGAUUCUUUAAGCAGUGAUAUUGAUAUUCACAAUAUAUUUUUACAGAGGAAAAUCCAUCUUUGGUAUUUGUAUAUAAUAAGCCACCAUCUGGGGCAGAGAGAAGGGAAAGGGGAAUAUAUCUGGGUGCAUAUGCACAAAAUAUUCCUGGAAGGUUUACAAGAAACUCCUAACAUGUUUUAUCUCUAAGGAAGGGCUAAGAGGCUGGUGCAGAGUGAAGCAUUUUCACUGCAUCUUGUUUUGCGUGCUUUAAACUUUAGCUCACGUGGGUCUGCUGUCCAUGUAAAUAUAAUAAACACUUCAGCCACAGGUGUUCGGGUCCUCCUGCCGGGGCCCUGGAGAAGUUGCCACACAGCUGGGAAGGCAGAUGUCCCCCUGGGAGUGCAGUCUGCAGAGAAUAACAGUAACACGAAAACUUCUAUCAGUCAAACAUGUUUCCUUCUAAACACCAACACUGGUAUUUGUAGACACUGUAAACUGAUGCAAGAAAAUGGGAAAGGAAACGCACAACUUUUCCAUGGCACGUCAUGAUGAGGAAGGAGGCUCCACCAGCUCUGGGAAGCAGAGCAGUGUGUCGGGGGUGCAUUUCGCACUGUCAGAAGCCCCGGUGCCCUGAGCAUUGCCACAGUGAACAGGGGUCUGCAGCCCGUGUCCAGCCUGCAGCUGGAGGUGAGGUCCAGGGUGCCUGAUCCCCUGAGCACCCGAGCAGGGAGGUUUCACAAUGCUUCAGUGCACUGACAUUCAGAGAAGGACCCUGCGUGUGAAAACAGAAAGUUAGAGAACAAGCACCAGAAAUUUUAAAAACAAAACGGAACGUUUUUGCUAAAUGCAGAAAAAUGAGGCACCCCAGUGCUGUGUUCCAGGCUGGAACCCAAGACUUCUUUCUGGCUGGUCUGAUUUUCACCACGAUUCUGUGCUCACCUGAAUCAAGGAUGGACCAUGACAGCGGCUGUAAGUUAGAGAGGAGUUUUGAUUUGUGUUCCUUUGUUUCACUGUCUUUUCAGACAGCUGGUAGUAAAUUAUCCUUCAUCCAAAAAUAAUUGAAAAUAGAAACAAAAUGAAUUCCCUGAUCUGCAGGAAGACAUGUUAUAAAAUUACUGUUAUAAGUGAAUGACAAGAGCCUGUAAUCAUAGCUGCUUGGGAGGCUGAGGCAGAAGAAAGAUGAGCUCCAGGUCAGGCCAGGGAACAGCAAAAGAUGCAGGUUGUGAUGGUCGGUGCUAGGGCACUUGCCUCACAUGCGUGGGCCCUGGGCUUGAUUCCCAGCACUAAAAAGUGAAAUUUGUGAUCUGUGUCUCUCAUUUACUUAGUCCUGUUCUUAAUGUCUGCAAAUUGCUCUCUGAACUAGUCCUGUUAUCUUCUCUCAGUGAUAGCAUUUGUGUAGCUGAAAAGUAAAUAAUAAAUAACAUGUAAAUUUUGAAGCCACCCUGAAUAUGAAGUAAUGCCAUGCACUAUUUAAAGUAUGGGUACAUGCAUGUAAAAUUUCGUGUUAGGAAUUACAUGCGUGAGGACUUUGUCAUCUGGGGGUUGUUUCGUUUCCAUUCUGGGCAGACAUUUCAGGGGGCUGUCUUGAACAUAGUUAUCUAGGCUGACAGCUGACUGAUUUCCAGUGCAGGGUGCCCUGUGCAUUAUGGUGAUGGCUAACCAGCCAGGCAGGGUGGCACACACCUGUAAUUUUGGCAUUCUGGGAGGCUGACACAGGAAUAUCACAAGUCAGCCCAGCCUGGGUUCGAUCCUCAUUCACACACACACACACACACACACACACAUGUGCACAUGCACACACAGAUGGAUGGUCUACACCAUCCCUGACACCGAGUGUAAUUUUUGAACAGCCACACAGGUUCUUGUUUAAAUAUAUAUAUAUAUACCCAUAAAUCUCCUCAGAGGCAAGAGAAAGAUCAAAGGUAACUCUAAGAGCAGAACAGGAUGUCUUCCUAAUCUAAACUUGCUUGUUAGCCCACCUGAACCUUGCUCUUCCAAAGAAAUGUAACCGCCUUGUUCCUGUUCUGCAGUGUACCGGGAGCCCCACCCCCCCUCUGCAUUGUGAGACCAGCAGCUGUUUGCGAUUUUACGGGAUAAAAACUCCGCCCUUUAGCUGUUAGUCACACAGUCUUCCAUACUGACUCCUGGAGGCUGCAUCACCAGGCCUGUGCUUUAAUAAAUAAUUUUUUUCUUUCCAAA